This is a messenger RNA of Scylla paramamosain (green mud crab), 4528 nucleotides long. Its product is annotated as glutaminase kidney isoform, mitochondrial-like. Gene Ontology annotation, biological process: L-glutamine catabolic process. NCBI's taxonomy places the organism in Eukaryota, Metazoa, Arthropoda, Malacostraca, Decapoda, Portunidae. Bases 393 to 3530 code for a protein of 1045 amino acids. The transcript is spliced from 17 exons. The record is from RefSeq and is a predicted model, not a curated record. Gene Ontology annotation, molecular function: glutaminase activity; protein binding.
AUAAAUGAUCAAGGUUUUUAGGGCGCGUGUCGGCUUGGGACACCCGGUUCGCCUCGCCUCUCCUCGCCUGCCUUGCCGCGCCGUCGGGACGCAUCCCGCAAAAAGGAAAACACUGAAUGAGUUAAUGUUUAUGUGGCGGCAGGUCCAGAGCCAAGAGUGAGGGACACCAGGGAGCCUCCUUCAACCGCAGUGUGGCGGCGGCGUGUGCAGUGACAGGUGGGCGUUGCUGUGUGUCCGUGUGCCUGGUGAGGAGAGAGAUAGAGUGCAGCAUGGGGAGGAGACGUGGUAGCGUGCAUUGAGUCUCUGUUGACGUGUUGAGGGGCAGUAUCAACACAAGGAGACAAUCAGUGAACAAGGACCCACCGCAAGUACCUAUUGGAAGGCCAGGCGACAUGAGUAAGGCCCAGAACCGCUCCCCUGCAGGGCGGCCCAAUCCUGCCCCAGCCAAGGCCGAGGUAAACAAGCUGGCGGGGCAAGGGAAGGACAAGAUGGAAACGAGACACGUACAGGAUAAGACAAGGAACGGUACACAGACUAAGAACGCUACUAAAGACAGUAAUCAGGUUAAAGCUAAGACCACAGACAAGACUAUGAACAGUAAACACAACAAGAACGGGACUCAGCAGGAGACGAAAUGCGCACUCAGCAAGACGGAAACACGACAAAUAUUGCAGGACAACCCAGUGAAGGACGCAGCUCAACGUAAUACUGAGGGAACGCCUACUCAGGAUUCCACUCAAGGUAGAGACGCGAUGAUAAAGAAUACUGAAGACACGUGUAAUAUGAAGGACGUCUUGUCAAUCCCUAGUGACGUCAAGGAUGAAGUGCAGGUAGAAGAUCAGAUGCUAAAUGACUCACAAGAAAGGAAUCCAGUACUAAAUGACUUCCAACUAAAGGAUCCGGUAUUAAAUGGCUCACAAAUAAAUGAUGAAGUUAAUGCUGGAGAGAUAAUACAAGGGGAAGUGAAAAAUAUGAAUAACGGACCUGUAGAAGUUAUUGUAAAUGAUUUAGUUAUAAAUGACACCGGAACAGUAAAGGAUAAGGACUCUGGACUAGUAAAUGAGUCGAUAAGGGGUAGUGAGGGACAAGGGAAUCAGGUGGAGCAAAAUAGGAAAGUCACGGAUAAACAAAAUGCGAUCGUGAACAGCGUCGACAAAACAAAUGGACAGCGAGAGAAAACGGACGGCGAAACUAGAGAUAAAAAUCCAAUGGAAGCUCGAGAAAAGACUGUAAGUGACGUGAAAGACCAAACAAACCAGGAAAACCACAUUGCAAACCCCGAGAUAGACUUACCACAGAUAACAGUAAUGACAGAAGACGACGCUGACGAUGACCUUCUCAGUGACAGCGAGGGGGAGACAGGGAACCCAAGACAGAGGAGCAAUCACAUGAAAAACGGACACGCGCGCAGCAGACACAGACGCAACGAGAUGCGACACAGACAUGAAGUAGAAGACGAGGAUUCUGACAAUGACUCUAGCGACCAGUUAGCGAUGGACAAUGCGUUAGUGAGACACCUCCUCCCCCACAUGAGUCCCGCCCUCUUGCCUAAAGCCAUGCAGCCGCUAAGCGGGGCACGAGAUUACUCCUCCAACUCCUCCGACGAGGAGCAGCAAACACACUCCAAGAAGUUGUCUCUUAACGUGAUCAAGGAGUCAUCCGAGGGCAGCGGCAACAACACCGACGCGGAGAGUGAUGAGGAACCCAUGGCACCGCCCCCGACCGCGCUGGCUUCUCUGCGUCGUCACAGCUUCCACCAUUUCCCGGCGCCGCCAACCAAGAGUCAGUCCAAGAAAGCGGAGAAAGUUCGAGCGCUACUGCAGGCCGUGGAGGAAGAGGAACUGGAGAAGAUUAGCAAGAAACUGGGAGAAAAAUCAAAUUUGGUCAGACAGCACCUUGGCCAUGUGGAGAACCGGCUCUUUGAGAUGUUCGGUGAUGAGGAGAAGAGGACCAUCAACAUCAACAAAUUCCUCAUGGGGCUGACGGCGACAGGUAUGCGGCCGUCUGAUCCCCGCUUGAAACAGACAAGACAGAACCUCAAGAAACUGCAGGACCAGCUGGGCAGCGAGUUUGUUUCACUUGACAUUGACUAUGAAACUUUUAUGGGCAUCAUCUCAGAGAACCUGGAGAUCGUAGUGAAGGCUUUCUCGGCAAACUUUGUCAUCCCAGACUUCCAGGGCUUCUGCAAACAGAUGGAAGAAAUUUAUAACAAAUGCUAUACCAACCACUCUGGCAAGCCAGCAGAGUACAUCCCACAAUUGGCUCGCUUUGACUCCAAGUCCUGGGGAAUGGCCAUAUGUACUGUGGAUGGCCAGAGGUUCUCUCUUGGUGAUGUGGAUGUGCCAUUCACCAUACAGUCCUGCAGCAAGCCUUUGACUUACGCCAUCGGCCUGGCUGUGAACGGCUGUGAUUACAUGCACAACUAUGUCGGGAUGGAGCCCUCGGGACGCUACUUCAAUGAGCUGGUCCUUGAUUAUUCCAACAAGCCACACAAUCCCAUGAUCAACUCAGGAGCAAUAAUGACAGCGGCUAUUAUCAAACCUGAGCUCUCGGCAGCAGACCGGUUUGACUAUAUGUUCAAGGUGUACAAGCGUCUGGCAGGAGAAGAGUAUCUGGGCUUCAACAACUCUGUCUUCCUCUCGGAGCGGGAGUGUGCGGACCGGAAUUUUGCUCUUGCUUACUUCAUGAGGGAAAACAAGUGCUUCCCUCAGAACCACAAGCUGCAUGAGUCUCUAGAUUUCUACUUCCAGUUAUGCUCGUUGGAGAUCACCGCGGAGUCAGGUGCAGUGAUGGCAGCCACACUGGCAAACGGGGGACUGAACCCACUGACAGGCGACCCAGUGCUGACUGUGGAUGCCGUCAGGAACACCCUCACACUCAUGCACUCCUGCGGCAUGUACAACUACUCUGGACAGUUUGCCUUCCAUGUGGGGCUGCCGGCUAAGUCAGGAGUGUCUGGCUGUGUGCUCUUGGUCAUCCCCAACACCAUGGGUAUCUGCCUUUGGUCUCCUCCCCUUGACGCCAAUGGGAAUUCCUGCCGUGGCGUUCAGUUCUGCAUGGAAAUGGUGUCUCGUUUCAACUUCCACAACUUUGACAACCUGAGAGGGUUCAACCAGCCCAAGCAAGACCCACGCACUGCCAAGAUUGAGUCCAAGGCACAGAUUCUCUUUGAUCUCCUAUUCUCAGCAGCUGCAGGGGACAUGUCAGCCCUCAGACGGCAUGCACUGGCUGGCACAGACAUGCAGGCCAAGGACUAUGAUGGUCGCACAGCUCUCCACGUGGCCACCUCAGAGGGCCAUGAUGAAAUAGUCAGCUUCUUACUCAACAACUGUAAUGUGGGUCCUCUGCCCAAGGACCGAUGGGGCAGAACACCACUGGACGAUGCCGAGAGCUUUGACCACCCCAGAUGUGCCAAGCUGAUUACCAACUGUUGCAAGAAGAAGGGCAUCAAGCUCCCAAUAUCCUACAAAGAGUACGCAGAAAUCAGCAAGCAGCAAAAUGGACCCUUGGUAUCAGUCAACAGCAGCUAAACAUGUCAUUGCAUCAGGAUUGGUGUCAGUGUUAAGGAGGUGCCAGUCACUCACUCAUCAGCUCAAGCCAUCAUGGUAUCAGCCUUAUUAUGAGGUGCUACAGUUCCAUGGUGUUGUCUGUUAAUAGUACAGUAGUCAAUGAAGUACAUAGUAGUUUAGUAUAUGAAUAAGCAGUCUUACUAUUUAGUGGACUUUUUUUUUUUUUUUUUUUUUUUUUUUUUAAGGGAGAAUUCAGGUGGAGUUUGAACAGGGCACCAGAUGUGAGAGGAAGUGAUCUUGACUUGUCUGUGGCCUGGUGAAUAUUAUUGUUGUCAUCAUUUGUAAGGAUGCUUUUCUUACAGUGCCCUUCUCAUCUACGUACUUGUUCUUCACCUAUCAACAUCACUGGAAGGGUUGAGAGAGAGAGAGAGAGAGAGAGAGAGAGAGAGAGAGAGCAGGGGUGGCCAGACUCACUCCAAGCUCAUGUUUCAAAUGUUUCAAUAAGGUAUAUGACAAUUGAUGCCUAAAUCCAUCCUGAGUAAGCUACCUUCCAGGGAUAAUCAGUUCUUAUCUUCCAUCUCUUUCUCUUCAUCUAAUAUGUUGUUAUGACUGAUGAAAGCAAUAAUCUGUCUUUCUUAAGCCCUGUGUUCUACGGCAGUUGGUUUUUCAAGUACAUUGCUAAGAUAAGUGUUUGGUGCACUCAGACAAGCUUUGAAAGACAAUUUUACAAUCCUCUGCAAAAGAAGUGAGGAGGUUAUUGAGAGAGAGAGAGAGAGAGAGAGAGAGAGAGAGAGAGAAGCAGUGUUCAAAAAGUUGACAAAUUAUGAUUUUUAAAGUUCUUUAUUAUUAUUAUUAUUAUUAUUAUUAUUAUUAUUAUUAUUAUUAUUAUUAUUAUUAUUAUUAUUACCUCUGAUAUAUUAUUUUAAAACUCGUUUUGGUGGGCCAGGUACUGUAUGUGAGAGACAUAUCAUGAUUUUUAUAAAAAAAAUAAAUAAAUAAAAUAAACAUGUUUUUAGACA